AUGAGUGUAAAGAGGCUCAAGCUCAGUGAUUUGCCGAGUUGCGGGAACUCCAGAAAAGAUCAGCGGCAUCAAGUCGACAUUCUGCUCGCUCAACAAUUGAUUAUCAUGGAGUUCUUGUCAAUAGCGGCAGUUCUAGUGAUUGCUGAGUUAUUUGCUCCAGGCUUGGGUUUCCAGUGUCCAAAAGCCAUGUUCUGGUUCGGGGAUUCUAUUGUCGAUACAGGGAAUGUUCAAGCAGCAGCUCCGUUUAUUAGUGCCGCAGAGUAUAAGCCUUAUGGCAUGACUUUCUUCACGGAGGCUUUUGAGUAUGAUAGAUUCCUGGAUCCCAUUUUGCAAAGUAUUAACUCGAAUUAUGCCAACGGGGUGAAUUUUGCGGUCUCUGGAGCGACUGCUUUGAACACCAGCUUCGAAGUCCCACUGUACCUUCCGGUUCAGAUUGACCAGUUUCUGAGGUUCAAGCAGGAUGCUUACGACAGCGGACAUGGUAAAGGUAAUGAUUCUUCUCAGACUUUGCAAAGAAGCCCUGAGAAUGUAACAGCUGAGGUUGUUCCAUUCGUUGUGAGAGCCAUCUCUCACGCAUUACAGGACUCUCGGGGUUGUCUUCUUCCUUUUAACCAAGUUGCGGAAGCGUUCAACAAGCAGUUGUAUGAUGAAAUCCAAGUCUUGCAAAAGAACAGGACGGGAUUUCAUCUUCUUUAUGCAGAUGCUUACAAAUUCACUUUGGAUGUCCUGGAUAAACCGCUAGUUUAUGUUAUCCAGCCAAACGGUACCACUUUGAAACCUUCGGAGUACGUCAGCUGGGAUGGCGUUCACUUUACUGAGUCGUUCUAUCGGAAGUUGUCAAAGGCAUUGCUCACAGGUCGAUACAUUUAUCCAUCUCUGAACAUUACGCAGAUUUGCAACUUCACUUCCAAUAGGAAAGUGCGGAGAGAGCCCGAAUGA
Selaginella moellendorffii is the source of this 939-nucleotide messenger RNA. Its product is annotated as GDSL esterase/lipase At1g28590. NCBI's taxonomy places the organism in Eukaryota, Viridiplantae, Streptophyta, Lycopodiopsida, Selaginellales, Selaginellaceae. The transcript is spliced from 6 exons. The coding region runs from base 1 to 939 and encodes 312 amino acids. The record is from RefSeq and is a predicted model, not a curated record. Gene Ontology annotation, molecular function: hydrolase activity, acting on ester bonds.